Molecule: messenger RNA, 483 nt
Organism: Suillus plorans
Lineage: Eukaryota; Fungi; Basidiomycota; Agaricomycetes; Boletales; Suillaceae
Exons: 5
Coding region: 1-483 (160 amino acids)
Source: RefSeq, a predicted model, not a curated record
AUGAACGCCUCGAGUCGAGCGAUACUGACUUUAUCCGGUGCCAUCUUCUUCAAGCCGGUCAAAGUUGUGUCGUCCAUGGGCGAACAAUCGAAGAGCUUUUCCUUGAACCAUCUUGUGGAUACAUCAUUCGCAGGAUCGGCCAUGCGUACGACAGAAGGGGUUUGGAUGUCAGUAACUCCGACUAAAGAUGCUCUUAUUGUUGCUUUGGAUUUUGAAGGUGUUCAUAGUAUUGAGCGUUCUGCUCAAGAAGAUACAUUGCUCGUGCUAUUCAAUACUGCGAUCUCUAACUUGGUGCUAUUCCGGAACAACUUCGCCCUGAGCCGAGACAUCACAGGCUUAUUCCAGUCGUUCCAAUCAAGCUCGACCGUCCUUGACCCAGCAUCUAUCUCAGCGGCUUUAAAGCAAACUGACCAUGAGCAUAUGUCAAGGUUUCAAACCUGCACGGUCCAAGAGAAACAGAUUUUAGCUCUGGUGAUCACUUGA